Messenger RNA from Gongylonema pulchrum, 378 nucleotides. The record is from the annotation of a GenBank genome assembly. NCBI's taxonomy places the organism in Eukaryota, Metazoa, Nematoda, Chromadorea, Rhabditida, Gongylonematidae.
AUGAAAUGUACACGAAAAUCGGUCCUAAGAGAUGAAAAAAAGAAACUCUUUCAGCCCAAGCGCACUGCUACAAAACUGAAUUUUCGCAAUGCUGCUUCAGGUCCGAAUCCAGACGAUGUAAUGGCCUCAUGUUAUACGGACAGUGGCGGUCGGUUUGACUUGCACGGGAACUCGUACGAACUGUCAACCAUCGAUCCAGAAGUGCGCAUUUAUCACGACUGCAACGACUAUGGCAGGCCAUGCCAAAGGGAGUGGAUCAUACGCAUUCCGGAUCGUUAUGUAUCCAGCGGAGCAGUGGCUAGUCGAACGAUGGAGUUGGGAGAACUGAAUCUCGAAGUAGAGCUCGAGGACGAGGAUCAGGAAUGUGUUCAUAACUGA